UACGGGCCCUCACUUGGCAGAAGCUCAAAAUAGCAUACCCACCUUACCUUCUCUCUCUCUCUCCAUCCUUCAGCACCAUAUUCCAUCAGAGAUAGCAUGUUCAGGAUUGGAUUAAGCAAAAAUGUCUCCAUAUCAAGAGCUUCACUUGUCCAGAGCUUUUUUGACAGGGAACUGUCGACAGAAACCGGAAGCAAGCUAGAAGGCAAAGUAGCAAUAAUCACUGGGGCAGCAAGCGGUAUUGGCAAGGCAGCUGCAGCAAAGUUCAUUAGUAAUGGAGCCAAAGUUGUCAUUGCUGAUGUACAGCACCAACUUGGUGAAGACACGGCAAAAGAACUAGGACCCAAUGCCACUUUUGUUUCCUGUGAUGUAACAAAAGAGUCAGAUAUUUCCAAUGCUAUUGAUUUUACCAUCUCCACACACAAGCAACUGGAUAUUAUGUACAACAAUGCGGGGGUACCUUGCUACACUCCUCCUAGCAUUGUUGACCUCGACCUUGCAGUUUUCGACAGAGUCAUAGGCAUCAAUGUCCGAGGAGUCUUGGCCGGGAUCAAGCAUGCCUCACGUGUGAUGAUUCCACGUAGGACUGGCUGCAUUCUGUGCACAGCUAGUGUCACAGGAAUGAUAGGUGGACUAGCUCAACAUACUUAUAGCGUGUCAAAAUCUGCCGUUAUUGGAAUGGUUAAGUCCAUGGCGGCAGAGCUAUGCCAGCAUGGGAUCCGCAUCAACUGCAUAUCACCGUUUGCAGUUCCAACUCCGUUUACAUUAGAAGAGAUGAGCAGGAUUUAUCCACACCUCGAUGCUGACAAGCUUGUGAAAAUGAUACAUAAUUCUGGUGUGCUAGGUAAAGCUACAUUGGAAGCGGGUGAUGUGGCUGAUGCUGCAGUCUAUCUUGCAUCUGAUGAUGCAAAGUAUGUUAGUGGGCAUAAUUUGGUGGUCGAUGGAGGUUUUACAUCAUUUAAGACAUUGGAAUUUCCUGCACCAGAUCAGUUGCAGUAAGACUUGAAGUGUUGUAAAUGCUGCUCAAAGGAUAUAAUAUUGAAUUACGAUUGGUAAAUUUCAAAUUUCUUCUGGUUAUUUGAAGUCCUGAGAAUCAACAAUAAGCUAAACACAAAUGAAUUUAAGC
Theobroma cacao (cacao) is the source of this 1123-nucleotide messenger RNA. Its product is annotated as NAD(P)-binding Rossmann-fold superfamily protein. The record is from RefSeq and is a predicted model, not a curated record. Gene Ontology annotation, molecular function: oxidoreductase activity. NCBI's taxonomy places the organism in Eukaryota, Viridiplantae, Streptophyta, Magnoliopsida, Malvales, Malvaceae.